Apus apus (common swift) is the source of this 486-nucleotide messenger RNA. RefSeq names its product protein shisa-like-1. The transcript is spliced from 3 exons. The record is from RefSeq and is a predicted model, not a curated record. Lineage: Eukaryota; Metazoa; Chordata; Aves; Apodiformes; Apodidae. Bases 1 to 486 code for a protein of 161 amino acids.
AUGCUGGAUGGGCUCCUGCUCUGCCUACUCCUCUUCACAGCUCUGUGCCCUGGGCUCUUUAUGACAGCCCUGGGGCAGAACCUGCACCUCUGUGAGGGCUAUGCUGGCCCUGACGGCCGCCUCCACCCCGGCUUCUACUGCCCACGGCUGAACGACCCAGCCAGCCACCGCUUCUGCUGCCGUCCCAGCCCCCACGCCUUCAAGUCCUGCUGCUCCCAGGAGGCCCUGGAGGCCCUCACCGGGGUGAACCUCUCCAGCAUGGCCAGCCCUGGCCUCCUCCGGAACCCCCUGGCCCUGCCCUUCGUGGGGCUCUACGGGCUCCUCAUCCUCCUCCUCAUGGCCGUUGAUCUCCUCCACUUCUACCGCACCCGGCACUGCCGCCUCGGCCGCCUCCUGCCCUGCGGACCCCCGGGGGGGGGCCGGCCCUGCUGCCGCCCGCACCGCGGCUCGGGGGGGCUCCCAACAGCCCCUGGCCGGGGCUGCUGA